Molecule: messenger RNA, 9601 nt
Organism: Hemicordylus capensis (graceful crag lizard)
Lineage: Eukaryota; Metazoa; Chordata; Lepidosauria; Squamata; Cordylidae
Gene: RNF216
Product: ring finger protein 216
Exons: 17
Coding region: 224-2983 (919 amino acids)
Molecular function (GO): zinc ion binding
Source: RefSeq, a predicted model, not a curated record
GCGGGGGAGGGAGGCGGAGAGGAAGAGGAGGAAGCCGGAAGAGCGGCCGCCGGAGCUGAGGGGGUCGGGCCGAGGGGGCCGAGCCAGCCAGCGGGGCCCGGCGCAGGCCGAAGGGGGCCCGAGAGAGAGCGGGAAGGGGCGGCGGAGCCAGGCCGGGGCUGGUGCUCUUGAAGGAGUGAGUGCCAUGCUCGGGUGCUGCUUCCUCCGUGCAUAGCUUUCGAACAUGGAAGAGGGAGGUGGAAAUGAAGAAGUCAUUGAUUUGAACAGCUUCCGGAGCCACCGAGGGUCAGACAGGAUAAACCACAGGGACGAAGGCCUUAUCACCAUCUCAGACUCCUCGGAUGAAGAGUUGCCUGUGAUGCUGGACAUUCCCAUUCGCCGGCAGUGGGAAGAUGAGGAUGAUGACGACGAUGUCGUCAUCUUGAUGGAGACCGCAAACAAGCAGCUGCUGCGCCCCAACGUCAUCAGGCCAGCUGCCCACUGGCAAAGCGUGAAGCCAGGGGAAGGGGGCUCCAGAGGCGAUGGGGUGGCAGAGCCUCACGGUGGGCAGAAGAUGACCCCCCCUUCCCCGAGGCUGCACGGGACUCGCCGGAACUGUGCCAAGGCGAGCGGCCUGGCGCUGGGGAAGCGGGGAAGCGAGCAGGAGGUCUUGGAGCUGCCGCAGUCCCUGGAGCCUGCCGGGCCGAGGGAGGAUGGCGGGGCCGUUCCGGAGCCUGGGCCCAGUGUGGCCCAGACAGGAGGGCCGAGACCCCACAGCAAGAAUGGGGUCAUUAACGUAGAGGAGGUGGUCUUGGUGGCCGAUCAGGACAGGCAGGCCCAGGGGGAUCAGGACGUGCAGCCGCGGCUGGCCCCCAACCCGGGCGGGACUGCCCGCUGCAUCCAGGAGAACACGCGGCUCGAUCACCCGUAUUUCCAACCUGCAGACAAGGAGGCCCCUACUGUGAUUGAUCUCCGUUCUCCACGGCCGGCGCAACGGGGAAUCGAACUGGGGCCCCUGCCGAGGGCGUACCAGGGGGAAGCGCCUGGGCCGGCCUUCCCCAGGCCUGAGCCUCAGCAGGAUGGCAUCCCGGGCCCCGCUUCCCCUCAGCUGGCUCACCCUCCGGAAGAAAAGGGAGGCCAGCAAGCAGCAAUAAACGAGCAGGCAGGCCCGGCUUUCCCCGUCCAAGCGUCGCUGGAGCCUGGCUCUGGGAGCGUUCUCCAGCAAGGUGCUGCGCUGCUGGACAAAGACCUCGUUGCGCUGCUCAUCAGAGAGACGGAAGCCAGGUUUCCCGAUGUAACGAGAGAAUACAUGGAGGAAUUAAUACAGAGCAAAAACUGCUGUGACUUAAACAUACUUUGUAAUUUUCUUCUGGAAAACCCAGACUAUCCAAAGAAGGAAGGCAGAGUGGUCUUAAAUCCAAAUAGCAGCCUGCUCUCCAGCCAAGAUGAGACAAAGGUGCCUAAAGUGGACUACUUUGACUACUCCAAACUUGACCCGCUUGACCAACGUUGCUUCAACCAAGCCGCUGACCUUCUAAUGGCCGACUUCAAAAUGUUGAGCAGUCAGGACAUCAAGUGGGCGCUACAUGAACUCAAGGGACACUAUGCAAUCACACGAAAGGCCUUCUCUGACGCCAUCAAAAAAUGGCAGGAACUGUCUCCUGAAACCAGUGGGAAGCGAAAAAGGAGGAAAGAAAUGAACCAAUAUUCCUACAUAGACUUCAAAUUUGAGCAAGGCGAGAUGAAGGUUGAGAAGCGCAUGUUCUUCUUGGAGAACAAAAGGAGGCACUACAGGAGCUACGACCAGUUCUCUCUCCUUCCUGCUGUGCAGCUCGAGAGGGAGUUCUACGAACAGAAGGUGAAAGAGAUGGCGGAGCACGCCGACUUCCUCCUUGCGCUGCAGAUGAAUGAAGAGCAGUAUCAGAAAGAUGGCCAGAUGAUCGAGUGCCGAUGCUGUUAUGGGGAGUUUGCGUUUGAGGAGCUGACCCAGUGCGCAGACGGACACCUGUUCUGCAAGGAGUGCCUGAUCAAGUACGCUCAGGAGGCCGUCUUUGGCUCUGGAAAGUCGGAGCUCAGCUGCAUGGAAGGGAGUUGCACGUGCUCGUUCCCCACCAGCGAACUGGAGAAGGUGCUUCCCGAGAACAUUCUGUGCAAGUACUACGAGCGGAAAGCAGAGGAGGAGGUGACGGCUGCUUGUGCAGAUGAGCUCGUCAGGUGUCCCUUCUGCAACUUCCCGGCUCUGCUGGACAAGGACGUGAAGCGGUUCAGCUGUCCCAACCCUCGCUGCAGGAAGGAAACCUGCCGGAAGUGCCAGGGCCUAUGGAAGGAGCACAUGAACCUCACCUGUGAGCAAUUGGCUGAAAAGGACGACAUCAAAUACAGAACAUCGAUAGAGGAGAAGAUGACGGCCGCCCGGAUUCGGAAGUGCCACAAGUGUGCGACCGGCCUGAUCAAAUCCGAAGGCUGCAACCGCAUGUCGUGCCGCUGCGGCGCCCAGAUGUGCUACCUCUGCCGAGCCGCCAUUAACGGGUACGACCACUUCUGCCAGCACCCCCGCUCCCCGGGAGCCCCCUGCCAGGACUGCGCCAAGUGCUCCCUCUGGACGGACCCCACGGAGGACGAUGAGAAGAUAAUCCAGGAGAUUCAGAAGGAGGCAGAAGAGGAACAAAAGAGAAAGAACGGAGAAAACAGUUUUAAGCGGAUUGGUCCCCCGGCAGAAAAGCCUGCAGAGAAGAUCCCGCGGAUCGAAGCCAUCCCCAGGCCGGUGCCACAGAACCUCCACCACCAAAUGCCCCCCUACCCCUUCGUCCACCCUCCCUUCCCCCUCCCUCCCGUCCGCCCGCUCUACAACAACCUCGGCCCCAUCAACCUCGGCCCCAUCCCUGCCCCCUACGUGCCCCCCCUGCCGAACAUGCGGGUGAACUUCGACUUCCCUCCGAUGAACCUGCCGCUGGAGCACAAUCUCCCCAUGCACUUUGGCCCGCAGCCGCGGCAUCGGUUCUGACCCGCUUCAGGGUGUCGCCAGUCCUCGGAAGUCACUGCAGGGAAAGUCCUCACACUGGUAAAUGCUCCCCCUUUCGCCGCCCCCCCACCUCGCCCCACCCUCAGUUCUUGACUGUUCUGGGAAACAGCAAACGCUGCACAGACUUCCAGCUCUCCCUCCAGUUUGGCCGUCCCCUGGCACGAAACCAGCCAUUGUCUCAGCGCCGUCUUCACACACGGUCUUGGGUUGAAAGGAGAUCAUUUUGCUCAACGAGAGGCAGGCAGGCAGGGAGGUCGCUGCCUGACCGAGAGCGGGGAGCCCUCGGACCCUGGUGCCAAAGCCACAGCCCAGCCCAUCUGCCAAAAUGAGGCAGGAGUUGUCUUGGCCUGGAUGGCCGUAGGUCCGGAAUUGGAGCCUGCUGGCUUGAUAAAAGGAAGGAGGAAGAUAUUCUGUCAGUUUUGCCAUUCUGGAGGGAACCGCCCAAGCUCUCUGCAGAAGCAAGGACCGAGGUCCUUGCCCCUCUCUCGAAGUUUGAAGUGCUAGAACGGCAGCAAUUAAAGCCCCCAGGUUGUCUGGAAGAUAGUCUUGCAGGGAUAUUCUCUGCCUUUCCACGGGAAGCCUUCUGUCUAUGUAGGUAACCAGUUCGGUAGGCUCGCUCCAUUGGUGUAUCUGAGUGUUUCCGGGAGAUUCAGAGAGUUGUGGCUCUUCUCAGGUGCCAAACGGAGGAUUUGCUCCCUUCCAUCACAGCAUUUGCUUCCAGAGUGCAAGCCAGAUUGCCUGUCAGUGGGGAGGCUGUGGGUCCUUGGUCAGCUGGAGUGCUUCUGUAUGGGCAGGGCCUCUGGAGUUGGACCCCUGAUUGAGCAGCAGUUUUGGUGCGCAUGCUGCUUCUGCACAAGGUGUGCGUGAAGAACGGCCCCUGUGGCCCAGUUUCAAGGGAAGGGUUUGUUGAGGGAGUUCGUCUUCUGGAAUUCUUGGAAGGACGUGUGUGUGUGUGAAUUGGUCAAGCUUCUUGUUGUGUCCUUUAUUACUUCCUCAGGUGCACUGAGCGGGUGCAGUGUGUCGGGAGCAUUUCCUUCUGAAAUGCAUGGCCAUGAUCCAAAGCGCUCUUGGGCACGCUGAAUGCACUUCCUUGCUUUCUGGGUUACGAGUUGGGUGUCGUGUGUGUGUGUGUGUGUGUGUGUGUGUGUGCAUAUGAGAAGCAGCUCCCAGAAGAGAGGAAGGAGCUCCUGCAUGAGCGGACCGGUAUGUGUGUGCAUUGGAUCCCCCAUCCUCAUCGCUCAGCAGACCAGAUCCCUGCGCACAGAUGCACUGGUGAUGGGUGGACAUGCAGAGCCUCCAAGCUCUUUAUCUUUCCGUUCCACAGGCAGCCCUGCCCUCAGAGGUCUUCCCUGCGCCUGCUGGUUGCUCAGUGGCCUUGCGGAGUGUCAUUGCCGUGUGCCAUUCAGUCUCCACCGUGGCGCCCUCCUCUUCCAAGGGAUGCUGCCAUUGCAGAUACAGAGCAUUUUCCCACGUGGGCCAGGGUUGCGUACGGGGCCAGUUCACUCCAUACGGCUUCCGCACAGCUAGCCAGGUGUGUUGAGGCGCGGGGGGGGGGGCGUGCUCACCGCCUGUGGGCGCCAGUUCUGCCGGUCGGGCCUCCAGACGUUGUUGGACUACAACCCCCAUCAUCCCCAGCCACAGUUGCCAAAGGCACAAUGGGGAAUUGUAGGCCAGCUACUCUGGGGACCCAAGUUGGAGAACUAAGCAAGUCGUGUGGAUAUUCUCAUUUGUGAGAACCAUUCAUUUGCCUUCAGUUCUGUCCCCUGCACACCAUCCCACCCUUAAAAAAGAAAAGAAAAGAAAAAUCCUUUUGGAAAGAUGUCACUGCUGCUUCUUGCUAAUCAUGCAGACGUUGAAUACUUUUACCCUUUGCAAUACUGGAUCAGUUUUAGAAGCAAUAUAGUAAUCUUGUGGGGGCAGGGGACUCGACUGGUUCUGGGUCGUGCCCCACAUCUUCCUGUGACAUGGGUCAUCCUCUGGUUUGAUCAUAACAAUAAGCAGCAGCGUGAAACCCUGGUGUGCCCUGUCUGCAAGCCGCAGUCAAAGAGAAGCACAGAAGCUUCCCCUCUCCUAUUAAUGUUUUGUUUUCAAAUUUUCUUGAAAAGGAAGGAUAAGGCGCCUAUGUACUGCCUUCUUGGGCUCUGGGACAGUGGGAUGUUUUGUGCCUUUGGAGGCCCAGACCUUGUCAAUCCGGAAACUAAAAGGCACAUAAAUUUAAUACUCUUAGUAACCCUUAAGAUAAUGGUUGCUUCCGUCCCCUUUCCCUUGCGAUAAAGAUCUAAGCCACUGAGCCUUUUCAUUGGGAAAUCAAGGGAUCCCGUUUCCCUCCGCUCUCCUUUUUUUGUUGGUAAAGAAACCAAUUUGGCCCCCAUACUUUUGUGGUUUGGUUUUCUUAAAGACACCUAUGUGGUGGUGCGUUGUUGUUUUUUUAACUGCUCUCCGGCGCUUUGUAUAACCACAAGCAGCAUGUCCACAAGACACUGUGUGUAUAUUUUUAACUGUGCAUAGCCCACCGGCUUAAUGCAGUGCUAUGAAGGUGAGAACUAGUAAAUAGCAGACUGUUCCCAUGGUGAAAAGUGGUACCCUUUCCUGUGGGGAUGUGACACACCCAGUUGUGGGGCAGCCAUGGAUGGGGGGUGGGUUUGGGUUAAUCUGGCAAUAGCUGUGUUCCAAGCUUAUUUCAUUCCAUCUCUAAUUUUUCAUAUUGGCUUCAGAAUUCCUUAGUGUUCAUUUUUCCAAUUUCAUUCAUGGUUAUCUCUAGACUUAAGAAGCCUGCUGUUAGCUGUUUGUUGACAUUGCUGCUGCUGCUUAGUAAUUUCUCCUUCUUUCAGGAAAAAAAAGGAUAAAGGUGAGGUUGAAUAGAUGCUACUCAGUUGGUUUUUAUUCGGGUUUUUGAUUCAGCACCUUGUACAACAAGGAUUGUCGGAGUAGCAGUGCCAGCCAUGCUGAUAGUGCCGUGUUUCCAGUACCCAUUGCCUCUCUGUGCUGAUAGCGCUGUCCUCCGCAGAGGGAUGGAAGGAUUUCUGGAACGAUCAGUAAGCGCUGGUAAUCCAGAAGACUCUUUGCGUCAACCAGAUUUGCAUAAAAUAAGCCCCUUCUACAUUGGUGUGUUAGACUUGGGAGUAGACAUGUGGAGGCGCUCCUGAGAUCUCAUUUCAGAAUUAUGGAAGCUUCCCCUAAGGCAGGGCUGUGCAACUUUUGCCCUCCAGCUGUUGUUGGACUACAACUCCCAUCAUCCUUGGCUACCAUGGCUGGGGAUGAUAGGAGUUGUAGUCCAACAACAGCUGGAGGACCGGAGUUAUGCAGCCCUGCCCGAAGGGUUUUGUGUGUGUUCCUCUUGCCCUCUGCACAGUUGGGCCGCAGUAUGAACUUCUUCUGAUUCUCCUGCAGUGCAGAAGAGGUGCCGGACCCAUACCGUUGCAGAACGAGUCCAGCAGGAUUGCUUUCCCUUUCCGGUACCUCCUAUCUCCCCACUGAGACAAAGUUCACCUUCCGGGGUGGGACUCUGAUGCAUUCGCCUACUUGGGCUCCAAAUGGCCUGGGUGCAGGGGCUGGCCUCCUAGUCAGGCCCACAGAGGCGGUGGCCUCAGGUGGCGGAUUAUCGGGAGAGGGGGACAGAGCAGAAGGUGUUGCUGGAAAUGCUGCAGGUCCACUCUUCUCUUUCUAGCUUCAUCCUUUGUGAAUACAGUGUGCUGAGGAUCCGGGGGGAUGGGGGGUGGUGGUAUUUGGCUAGGAGAAAUUCAUGAGAAUUUCUUGAAUUUCUUCUUGGGAGGCUCCUGCAUGUACUUCUGCAACAAUGGUUGCUCCCUGUAGUUCUCCUGUUAUAAAACAAAGAUCACGAAACCCUUUGUAUGCAGAGAGCGAGCGCCUGUUUCCUCUGCUAGGUAUGUGUGAACAUAGCAUGGCCUUGGAAGGUCUUCAUGGGUUUGAUCAGAGGUGGCAGAAGUGGGAUAUGUGCAGUUCGGAUUGGCCAGUGCCCUUAGAGUGGUUUCCGAGGUCUGCGUUGCAGCCAGCUGAGCCUCUGAGCUAUGACUUCUAUCUCCUGGCAUCCAUCCCAUCCAUCAGUUUUGCUUUCAUCUCUCCUUUAGACAACAUAGCAGUCCUUUUCUCCUUCUGGAUGGCCGGCACACGACCAAUAACUUCAUUUCAGUGGGUCUCCAGCUCUUUUCCUGUGGAAAUGUCAAGGUUUUGGUGGAGACAUUGGCGCUUGUCCGAUUAAGCCCGUUGUCAAUGCGUGCUUGAAAUCGGUUGGAUGUGAAGAGCCAGGCUAGAGGAGGAGGGGAGAGAGGACAUCCAGGGCACACUUUCUCAGUUGAUGUCGCCUGCCUUAAUGAGCUUUUGUUAGGGGGUCUUAAAAAAAAUGGAUAUCAUACAUGCUUAGCCAUCAAGCUGGUUGUCUUUGCCAGUGACUGAAACAGUUCUUCUGCCACUCGUAUGCAAGCAGACAGGAAGCCAAGGCGUGGUCCCUUCAUUCUCCACCAUUCUCACUUGGCUACUAAGAAUGGAACCCCCCUUUUUAAGUUCCAGCUAAUUCAUAUUAAAUCCAUAACACAGUCAUCUGCAUUUCUGUAUCUUUUGGCUGUCUCUCAUGGUAGCACAUCCCCUUCUGAUGCACAAGGCUCACAAAACGGACCCAACUCUUGAGCAUGAAAUCUCAGGAAUGCCAAGGCAUGCAUGUGUCAGGGUUUCCCUAAAGUCUGUUCUUGCCUCUGGUCAGGAUAGUUUUGUUGAAUCAUCUCCAGUGGAGUGAACCAGCUCCAACUUCAACCAGCAGAUGAGGCUCUUUAGCACUUGAGCAGAAACGUGCAUUUCUCAUUGCGAUUCGCCUGGUUUGGGAGUGUGACUGACGUGUUUAGGAUAAGCAGUUGUUGAGCUGUCUGUCCCAGUUCUGGUCCUUGACGCCCACCAGUAUUGGGACCACUUCCCACGUCAAGAACGCCAUGUUGGGAAAAGACGGUCCAGUGCUGGGGAAAGGCCCAGAGACGCAGGGAUUUCAGAACUUCCAAGUGGCCCAACAAGGAUCUCUUAAACGCGCUGCCUGGUUCUCCCCCCACAUUUCAAGCUGGACAUUUUGCUGUUUGCUGUGAGCUUCUUGCACUCUGACCAAAUGUGAAAGAGGGAGAGAGUUGGCCAACCUGACACUUUGCCAAUAUGGCAGACACUGUUCUGCAGAGAGGAUGACUCAGGUGUGUGCCAGUGCUGGCCUUCUCAGCUUACCCCUCCUAAAAGCCCACAGCCAGAAGUGAGGCUGUGUCCCAUCUGAGUCCUCAUGCACCUGGGAGGCCUAGUUCCCCCUGCGGUGGUAAGGGCUGUGUCUCUUUGGGCUGAAGGAGAGAGCCCACAUGAUUGAAUCCCCCCCCCCGCCCCGGUAAACCAAAACCUAGCAUGCUGGGCUGAUCUCGCCUUGCCUCCUUCUCUGUGGAGGGUUUUUGCUUUGUGGUGUUCAUUGUCCUGUGAACACCCCACUCCCCGCAAGCCAACAUUCCCUGUAACAGGGGUUCCCAGGUGGCGUUGACUAUACUGCCCAUCAUCCCCAGCUGAAAUGGCCACUUUAGCUGGGGGGUGAUGGCCGUUGUAGUCAGCGUCACCUGGGAAUCCCUGUUACAGGGAACAACACCACUGCGUCCCCAAGAGGUGCAGCCCGGACCCACUAAGAACUAGGCCACGGGUCGUAGUGUACUGGAGGGGCGGGGCAUACAUAUUUUAAAUAAAACGAAUAAUGGGCUCCCAAGCUUGGGUCUGCAGGUGAGGUUGGACUAUAGCUAGUCAUUGAUCGGAGCUGUAGUCUGUCUGGGCACCCAGAAUGGGGGACGGACACAGACACACGCCCGCCCUUAGGCCGCAGUCCCAUGGGGGACUGGAAGGGGCAGAAGCAUCACCUCAGCCCUCGGCAGCUGGCCAUUGCGCAUUCAGCCUCCCACGUUCUCGCCAUCAACGCCACGGCAGAAGACCCGGUUCUGCAGAGGAGGGGGCUGGGGCAUGCUUGGCCCUCUUAAAAGCCAUGACCUCUCUCUUCCAGUUCUCCCUUGAGUUGCUUUUUUCUUCGCUCAGAUCAGCACACCCGGCAUACUUUCAAACACGUAUAAAUGUUAUAUUAUUGAGAAUCCUGGUGACCCUCUUAUUUUUUGUUCUGGGUUUUUGUUUUUGCCACUUCCUUUUUUAAAAGUCCAUCUCUCUUUACGGGUAGACAAGGGGGGAGUGCGUAUUCGGGUUGUUUCAUUUCUUUUCUUUUGUACAUCCCAAGCUUGACAUUUAACAGGUACUUUCUAGUAUCAAAUUUGCAGUGUUGCAUUUAACUUGCCUUAAAAGGUGGAGAGAGAAAGUCUAGUAUUUGCACUUAGCAAAAAUAAUAAUAAUUUAAAAUUUAAAAAAAAGAGAGAGAGAGCAAACCCUCUCUGGGGGAAAGUGUGCAUGUCCUGCAACUUUGUAUAACGAUAGCUGAAAACAAAUAAGUGGUUUAUUAAAAAAAAAGAGGAAAAAAGAAUAUUUUUCUUUACCUUCUGGUAGGAAACUGUUCUAAUAUUCUGUGUGUAAAAAGUCGUUGUAUUAUAUUGUAAUUUGAAUUUUUUUUUUUGUAAUUAAAAAAGAUAAAAACUUGUG